AUGUACGCGCUGUACUCGUACAUGCUCUUCGGGGAGUGCGCCGUGUGCGCCGUGCUGAUGGCGCUAUCCUUUGCUCCCUCCUUCAUCAAGAGACCCAUGAAGAGCGCCAUCCAGAGCGUUCAAGUACCCUUCUCACGAGAAAUCAUUGUGGGCUUCGGAGUCAUCCUAGUAGCUGCAUUUGCGGACUCCUACCUGAAAGCAACGAAGCAUCGUCACCCGCACACCGAUGGGUGGAAGGACAAGAUGGAACAUCAAAACAAGAGGUUGCGAGCGGAGAGAAACAUUUACAUCUCCUUCGGGUGCAUGUUCAUCUUUCUCGUCGUGUGUCAACUCUGGUCGCUCAUCAAGCGCGUCACGGAGCUCGAGGAGAAGGUGGCGCGAGAUGAGAAGUUGCAUGAGGUGUACAAGAAGCAGGUGGAGGGCAACGAGAAGUUCCGCAAGAAGCUCGAAGGAGAUAAAGAUGCAGAUGAGCAGGACACUGCUAGUGAGCUGCAAAGACUGAAAGAAGAGAAUGAGAGGCUCAAGGAAAAGCUGGGGAUGGACGACUCGUCCGAGACAACGCUGAGGAGGAGGAACGUAGGGGAGCGAGAUAAGAAGGACUAGCCUCAUCAUUGUCCCUCUUUGGCUUUCAUGUGUCAGAAAUUUUUGGAAG
Messenger RNA from Guillardia theta CCMP2712, 652 nucleotides. RefSeq lists its product as hypothetical. The transcript is spliced from 9 exons. Gene Ontology annotation, biological process: endoplasmic reticulum to Golgi vesicle-mediated transport; intracellular protein transport. Bases 1 to 603 code for a protein of 200 amino acids. The record is from RefSeq and is a predicted model, not a curated record. Gene Ontology annotation, cellular component: endoplasmic reticulum; endoplasmic reticulum membrane. NCBI's taxonomy places the organism in Eukaryota, Cryptophyceae, Pyrenomonadales, Geminigeraceae.